CCCGGCGUUCUGAGCGUUCCGCGCCCCGCGCCGCCCGGCCCCCCCGCCGCCGAUGGCCGCCGACCCGCCGGGAGCUGCCGAGAAGGGAGAGAUGGCUCCCGGGACACGUGUGAGCCCUCGGCGUUGCUGACGCCCCCAAUGUCGUCGAGCAGCCGGGGGCCGGGGGCCGGAGCGCGCCGACGCCGAACCCGCUGCCGCCGCUGCCGGGCCUGUGUGCGCACUGAGUGCGGGGACUGCCACUUCUGCAGAGACAUGAAGAAGUUCGGGGGGCCCGGGCGCAUGAAGCAGUCGUGCCUGCUCCGGCAGUGCACUGCCCCCGUGCUCCCACACACAGCUGUGUGCCUCUUGUGUGGGGAGGCUGGGAAGGAGGACACAGUAGAGGGAGAGGAAGAGAAAUUUGGUUUGAGCCUCAUGGAGUGUACAAUCUGCAAUGAGAUCGUCCACCCUGGCUGCCUGAAGAUGGGGAAGGCUGAGGGUGUCAUCAAUGCGGAGAUCCCUAACUGCUGGGAGUGCCCUCGCUGCACCCAGGAAGGCCGGACCAGCAAGGAUUCAGGUGAGGGACCAGGCCGCCGCAGGGCUGACAACGGCGAGGAGGGCGCCAGCCUGGGGAGUGGAUGGAAGCUGACGGAGGAGCCGCCGCUUCCACCACCCCCACCCAGGCGCAAGGGCCCCUUACCUGCUGGGCCCCCCCCAGAGGACGUGCCUGGGCCCCCCAAAAGAAAGGAGAGGGAGGCAGGGAAUGAGCCCCCCACCCCAAGGAAAAAGGUGAAAGGAGGCCGAGAGAGGCACCUGAAGAAGGUGGGUGGAGACGCCUGCCUCCUCCGAGGAUCGGACCCAGGCGGCCCCGGCCUUCUGCCCCCCAGGGUUCUGAAUCCGAGCCAGGCUUUCUCGUCCUGCCACCCUGGGCUCCCUCCCGAGAACUGGGAGAAACCAAAGCCGCCUUUGGCCUCUGCUGAGGGCCCGGCAGUGCCAUCCCCGUCCCCACAGAGGGAGAAGCUCGAGCGUUUCAAGCGCAUGUGCCAGCUGCUGGAGCGGGUCCCUGACACCUCCUCGUCCUCCUCGGACUCGGAUUCCGACUCUGACUCUUCAGGCACAUCGCUCAGUGAGGAGGAGGCCCCUGGCGAGGCCCGGAAUGGGCGACGGCCAGCCCGGGGCAGCUCGGGCGAGAAGGAGAACCGCGGGGGGCGGCGGGCUGUGCGCCCCGGCAGUGGGGGGCCCCUCCUCAGCUGGCCCCUGGGCCCCGCCCCACCGCCCCGGCCCCCACAGCUGGAGAGGCACGUGGUCCGGCCCCCACCUCGAAGCCCUGAGCCCGACACGCUGCCUUUGGCCGCUGGAUCCGACCACCCGCUGCCCCGAGCCGCCUGGCUUCGUGUCUUCCAGCACCUCGGGCCCCGAGAGCUGUGCAUUUGCAUGCGAGUCUGCCGGACUUGGAGCCGCUGGUGCUAUGACAAGCGUCUGUGGCCUCGAAUGGACCUGAGCCGGCGAAAGUCACUGACCCCACCCAUGCUCAGUGGUGUGGUUCGUCGCCAGCCCCGAGCCCUGGACCUCAGCUGGACAGGUGUCUCCAAGAAGCAGCUCAUGUGGCUUCUGAACCGUCUGCAAGGCCUGCAGGAGCUGGUGCUCUCUGGCUGCUCCUGGCUCUCUGUCUCUGCCCUGGGCUCAGCCCCACUGCCGGCCCUGCGGCUCCUGGACCUCCGCUGGAUUGAGGAUGUUAAAGACUCCCAGCUCCGCGAGCUGCUCUUGCCUCCACCAGACACCAAACCAGGGCAAACGGAGAGCCGUGGGCGGCUGCAGGGGGUAGCAGAGCUGCGCCUGGCAGGCCUGGAGCUGACAGAUGCCUCCCUGCGGCUCCUGCUGCGCCACGCACCCCAGCUGAGUGCGCUGGACCUGAGCCACUGCGCCCACGUCGGGGACCCCAGCGUCCACCUCCUUACAGCCCCCACUUCCCCACUCCGCGAGACCUUGGUGCACCUCAAUCUUGCUGGUUGCCACCGCCUCACGGACCACUGCCUCCCGCUGUUCCGCCGCUGCCCGCGCCUUCGCCGCCUAGACCUGCGCUCCUGCCGCCAGCUCUCACCUGAAGCUUGUGCCCGGCUGGCAGCCGCUGGGCCCCCUGGCCCCUUCCGCUGCCCAGAGGAGAAGCUACUUCUCAAGGACAGCUAGUUGGGUGCCCCCCACCCUCCCCCAGGACUCAUCAGGAGCCUGGACCUCGGGCCUUCAUUUUAUCCCUGCCAGGAGGCCAGGUUACCCACCUCAUGACUUGGGAUUCCUGCCCAGGGACUCGAGCCAGCCUCCCCCCUCUCUACCCCCUGCACUGAUAUCUCUGGGGGUCUCUCCUUCCCAUCCCCUCUCCCUUCCACCUGCUUCAUUGUCCAUCCCCUGGGGGGAGUGGGUUAGAGGUACAGGGGGGUGCUGAGCCAAAGGGAUGGUGUGGGGGGGUAAGGUGCAAGUUUGAGGGAGGGAAAUGGGGAAAGGGUACCUGCACACAGGAUACUGGGAG
Messenger RNA from Neomonachus schauinslandi (Hawaiian monk seal), 2500 nucleotides. It is a transcript of the gene FBXL19, whose product is annotated as F-box and leucine rich repeat protein 19. Gene Ontology annotation, biological process: regulation of transcription by RNA polymerase II; protein demethylation. The transcript is spliced from 11 exons. Lineage: Eukaryota; Metazoa; Chordata; Mammalia; Carnivora; Phocidae. The record is from RefSeq and is a predicted model, not a curated record. Bases 139 to 2163 code for a protein of 674 amino acids. Gene Ontology annotation, molecular function: protein binding; transcription coregulator activity; DNA binding.